Anarrhichthys ocellatus (wolf-eel) is the source of this 10207-nucleotide messenger RNA. RefSeq names its product neurofascin homolog (chicken) a (gene nfasca). NCBI's taxonomy places the organism in Eukaryota, Metazoa, Chordata, Actinopteri, Perciformes, Anarhichadidae. The record is from RefSeq and is a predicted model, not a curated record. The transcript is spliced from 35 exons. Gene Ontology annotation, molecular function: cell-cell adhesion mediator activity. Gene Ontology annotation, cellular component: plasma membrane; axon. Gene Ontology annotation, biological process: axon guidance; cell-cell adhesion; brain development. The coding region runs from base 397 to 4557 and encodes 1386 amino acids.
GAGCGAGCGAGAGAGAGAGAGAGAGAGAGAGAGAGAGAGAGACUCGCACUGCAUUGACAGAAACACGGAGUCAUCCGUUAGGGCCGACAGCACCGAGGGGGCGGUGGAUAGUUUUCUGAUGCCGCUGCGGAGUUGACGGUGCCCGGUGCAGCAGAGGGGAGAGGAGUGGCGGACCGGCGCAGGAUUGAUGGGGAUGGAGAUACAACACAGUCACCCUGCACCGCUGUACACCUGGACACAAGAGCUGCACUGACAGAGGUCUGUUAACAGGUCACAGCAGAGUGUGGACAGACGGACGAUAAGUGUCCACACCAGUGAACGUCCUCUGCUGUCAGGAGAACCAUCUUGCCAGUCAGGAGAGGUGAGGGACGAGGCCGGCCAAUCGGAGGGGGAGAGAUGUUGGGGCAAGGGGGCCACGUUGCCCUGGCUGUCAUGUCAUUAGUGCUGUUACUGUGUCGCGAAGCAGCACCUAUUGAAGUCCCACAAGACCCAAAGAUCCUGCAAGACCUGAAGCAGCCCCCCACCAUAGUCAAACAGUCAGUGAAGGACUACAUUGUCGACCCCAGAGAUAACAUCAUCAUCGAGUGUGAGGCCAAGGGCAACCCAGUGCCAACGUUCUCAUGGCGAAGGAAUGGGAAGUUUUUCAACAUCGGGAAAGAUCCCAGGGUGACAAUGCGAAAACGCUCGGGAACUCUGGAGAUCGGUUUCCGUAGCGGAGGACGACCAGAGGACUAUGAGGGGGAGUACCAGUGUUUUGCCACUAAUGACCUCGGAGUGGCUCUGUCCAACAAAAUCCUGCUCCGGGUCUCCAAGGCUCCUCUGUGGCCUAAAGAGGUGCUGGAGCCGGUAGUGGUGACUGAAGGCACCCCGCUGGUUCUAGCCUGCAACCCUCCACCAGGCCUGCCCCCUCCUUUCACCUUCUGGAUGAACAGCGCGAUGACUCCGAUCCCUCAGGAUAAGAGGGUGUCCAUGGGUCUGAACGGAGACCUAUACUUCUCCAACGUCUUGACCAAAGACGCUCACACCGACUACAGCUGCAACGCUCGCUUCCUCUUCACACACACCAUCCAGCAGAAGAACCCCUUCACACUUAAAGUCCUGACUAAGGAGCCGUAUAAUGACACGUCUUACAAUGCCACUGACCCCUACGGUGGCCGUAAAGUAGCCGAGUCCACGCCGACCUUCCUCUCACCCUCAGGGACAGAGAGCUCCAAGAUGGUGCUACGGGACGAGCAACUGCUGCUGGAGUGUAUCGCUGCUGGACUUCCGACGCCCACUAUCAAAUGGUUUAAGAAGGGUGGGGACCUGCCAGGGAGAAAGGUGAAGUUUGACAACUACAACAAGACCCUGAAGAUAAUCAACGUGUCAGAGGAGGAUGCUGGGGAGUAUGUAUGCAUGGCUAACAACCAUCUAGGCAGUAUACGCCACUCCAUCUUUGUCCAGGUCAAAGCGGCUCCUUAUUGGCUCGACAAACCCUUCAACCUGGUGCUCGCUCCGGAGGAGAACGGCCCUCUGGUGUGUCGGGCCAACGGCAACCCCAAACCCAACAUCCAGUGGCUGGUCAAUGGACUGCCGAUAGAAAGCACUCCCCACAGCCCCAGCAGACAGGUGCUCGGUGACACCAUCAUGUUCCGCUUGGUGCAGAUGGGAAGCAGCGCUGUCUACCAGUGCAACGCCUCCAACCAGCACGGCUACCUGAUGGCCAACGCCUUCGUCAGCGUCCUCGACAUGCCUCCGAGGAUGCUGGGCCCUAAAAACCAGCUGAUCAAAGUCAUCGAGAACAACCGCACCUUCCUCGACUGUCCCUUCUUCGGUUCUCCUCUGCCGGACCUACGAUGGUUUAAGAACGGACAGGGCAGUGGGCUGGACGGAGGUCAGUACCGCGUUUACAUCAACGGCACCCUGGAGAUCAAACGGGCCCGAGCAGAGGACGAGGGCACCUACACCUGUGUGGCCAACAGCAUGCUGGGCACGGCCGAGAACCAGGUCCGCCUUGAGGUCAAAGAGCCGACUCGUAUUGUUCGAGCCCCGGAGCGCCGGUCGGCCGUCAGGGGCUCCACGGCUCACUUUGACUGUAAAGUGAAGUCUGAUCCCAGCCUGCCCAUCACUGUGGCCUGGACCAAGGACGACAAGCCUCUCUACCUGGGCUGGAGGCUGAGGAAAGACGAGGAGUCACUGACCAUCCCCAAUGUGAACGAGGGGGACGAGGGAACCUACACCUGCACUGUCAAAUCUGAGAUAGACCAGGACUCAGCCUCAGCCCGCCUCACGGUGUUAGAGGAAGCCUCCCUCAACCCCUCAGUCUCUAGUGCCUUGCCUCCAGACCGCUCAGACCCUCCCAUGGAUCUGGAUCUGUCAGACCCCGCAGCCCGCAGCGUUCGCCUCACCUGGAUCCCCGGAAACGACCACCGGAGCCCAGUCACGGAAUUCCUGGUCCAAUUUGAGGAGGACCGCUGGGAGCCGGGCAGGUGGCAGGACCUGUCCACAUACCCCGGGGACCUCAACUCUGUCAUCCUGCAGCUCGCCCCCUUUGUCAAUUACCAGUUCAGGGUCACCGCCAUCAACGCAGUGGGCCAGAGUCAGCCCAGCCGGCCCUCGCCACGGUACAAAACCAGUGGAGCUGCCCCAGAUGCCAUCCCCAGAGGUCUACGAGGAUGGGGAUCCAAGAAGGACAAUAUGGAGAUCACCUGGGAGCCUCUGCUUGAUCUGGAGAGGAACGGGCCAAACCUGCACUACAGCGUGUGGUGGAGACGGAAGGAUUUGGGAGAGGGGUGGAGUAACAUGUCCACGUUUGGGUCCAAACAUGUCGUCCACAACACAGAGACCUACGUGCCUUACGAGAUCAAAGUCCAGGCCAGGAAUGAGUUUGGACAAGGACCUGAGUCUAAUGUGGUCGUUGGAUACUCUGGAGAGGACAAGCCCACCGACGCUCCCACUGACCUGAGGGUGUCAAAGGUUGACAGCACCAAGGCCAACUUGCACUGGAAGCCCGUGGACCUGAGCUCUGUGCAGGGAGAGUUCAAGGAGUACAGACUGUACUACUGGCGUGAGUCCAGUCUGGUUCCGGGUCUGAUGGUUAGUAAGGAGAAGAAGACCAAAGGUUUCUACAGCAUCGUGGCUGAGCCGUCAGGCAUCCUCAGCGACCUGGUGUCCUACUCGAAAUACAAGAUGUUCCUGGUUGUGACCAACAACCUCUUUGAGGGUCCACCCAGCAACACGGUGGAGGUCACCACCAAGGAGGGAGUGCCAGAUGCUCCGAAGUUUUUCAGUAUUAACCGGAGAACUUUUGACACCGUCCACCUUGAAUGGGACAAACCUCUGGAGCCCAACGGCAUUCUGAUUGGAUACCAGCUCAAGUACCAGACAGUCAAUGGCUCCAGAGUGGGUCGUGCCCAGUUGGAGACUCUCCCCCCUAAUGUGACAGAGUUCACCCUCCGCCUGCCGGACCGAUCCACCCGCUACAAAUUCUACCUGUCAGCGUUCACCCAGGUGGGAGCAGGGGUGGUCUAUGCUGAGGAGUCCCCUCACUUCGCCAAUGAAGAAAACCUUACUGAUCCUACAGCUCUAGUCGAGCUUACGGAUGCGUCCGUGGCUUCAGCUUUCUCUCCUACUCCUUCUCCUCUUGCUCCUCUUACUCCUACUACCAUCGCUCCUACAACCAUUAGUACCUCAACUUCUGCCACUCCGACAACUCCGACUUCUACUACUACUACUGCUACUACUACUCCUUCUACCACUACUGCCACUACAACCGAGGCGUCCACAACCACCACAACUCCUGAGCUGGUCACCUUCAAGCGUACCGAUCAGAAUGUGUUGGUGGGCCGUGGGCGGGAGAUCUGGAAUGUGACGGUGGAGUCUAACAGUAACUACACUAACGUCAGCUGGAGACACAACUUCCCGGCCGGCAGCAGCGAGUUUGUGCUAGAGUUCACACUGGACAGCGACAAGUCGGUGAAAGUUGUACCGGUGAAACAGCAGCCCCCCGUUUCAGUGGCAGAUCUGAUCGCAGGCGCCAAGUACCAACUGAGGGUUUACUCCCAUGAGCUCAACAGCAUCAGCAGCAAAUCGUUCAUCUUUAAGACCAAACCAGCCUACAUAGACCAGGUAGACAUAGCCACUCAAGGCUGGUUCAUUGGCCUGAUGUGUGCCAUCGCCCUCAUUAUACUGAUCCUCCUCAUCGUCUGCUUCAUCAAGAGGAGUCGCGGGGGCAAAUACCCAGGUGGUGGUUGCGUGACUGGUUUCGCAAAAUAUCUGGUCCGUGACAAAAAAGAUCUCCCCUUGGACCCAGUAGAUCAGAAAGACCAGGACGGAUCCUUCGAUUACCACAGCGACGAGGACAACAAGCCUCUCCAGGGCAGCCAGACGUCGCUGGACGGCAACGUGAAGGAAAGCGACGACAGUCUGGUUGACUACGGCGAAGGUGGCGACGGCCAGUUCAACGAGGACGGCUCUUUCAUCGGCCAGUACACGGUGAAGAAGGACAAGGACGAGACGGAGGGCAACGAGAGCUCUGAGGCCACCUCGCCCGUCAAUGCCAUCUACUCGCUGGCCUAGCGCCGUUGCGCCGGUGGCUCCCCUCUGGCCUGAGGGCAUUACGACAAACCACAGCACCAUACACCAGACACAAACACACACACAUGAAUAUAUUACUAUAUGAAACAGAAGGAACGCAGCAGGGCCUGUCUGGAGACUGCGUAGGUUUCCCUCUGCAGAUGAAGUCACGGGAACACGGGGGUGGAAUUAGACCACAAGCCUUUAUUUUAGUUUCCAGCUCACAGAAAUUGGCCCAUUGGAGGUGGCGUUUGGGCAAAGAGGACAGUGCUCGUCUUCCUCGGCUCUCUGCCUGCCCUUACACAGACUUGAAGUGUGCCUUCGGGGCAGCUUUCAGCACUUGGAGGAGUUCUCUAUAGAUUUUUCUUUGGUUCGUUUCUGCUCCGAACAUUUCCAGUGUCCCCGCUCUCCCUCCCGACGCGCCCCUCAUACCUCUGUAGCGUCCCGGUAAAGUACAUAGAAGAGGUCCCGUACACACACACACACACACACUGGCCCGUCCUGUAACAUAUCAGCUUCUAACCAUCAAACUCAACAGGAUGCCGGCAGAUAUGUUUAUCAUAUUGAUAUUUACGCAAUGAAAGAUUUUAGUUUUUCCACAGCUAGCAGAUGAGUCAUUGAAUCUUAAAGAGUGCUGUAUUCAGUCCUGGCACACAUUUUAAUGCCCUGCAAAACUAUGCACUAUCACCUCUCCUCCAUAGCAUUCUGGGUUUAACCUGGUUAGUAAAAGUACAUGUUUCGGGUUUCUUUUUUACCACUUGCAGGCUAAAUCACAUGCUUUUAUUCACUCUGCCUUGUACAAUGUGGUGGACAUGUUUUUCUUACCUCUACUCCAAUCUUGUAGUGCAGAUGUUCAAAAUGGCCGCCACAAGAAAGGCUGUUUCUGCCACAAGCACCAAGCUCUGCUACAGUAUGUUAUUAAUGACUAAUAUUAUUUUGGAGCAUGGUAGUAACUUAGUGCAAGACAAAUGGAAAGCAACAGAGAGGAACGUUAGCUUCGCUUGAGAAAUACCAGUAGACCACAACCCAGUGAAUUGCCUAGUUAGCAUGCAGGCUAAUGCUGCAUUCAUGUCAAAUCAGAACAGCUGUUGGUUGACAGCGAACAUGUUGACAGAUGUUUCUGUUUUUCUUUUGACUUUGGUUUCUUAAUUGUUACACGUGGUACUUUUGAAAGUACGUUUUAUACCAAACCAGACAUUGCUAUGUCAAUCCAACAUGGUGAUCACAUAAUGGCUUAUCAUGACAGGAAAAAGGGGUUUUAUAAUGGAUAUAUAUUCCUCUAAAACUUACCUGCAUGUAUUUUUUUCAAUUGUGACACCAGAAUUUUGGAGGUUUGGGGUCCCAACCCCAAACUUCCCAAAAAAUGUUGAGCUCCUGAAAGUUGAGAUGUGUAAUCAUUUCAAGUUGGAAAUGUCCACGUUCUCUCCCAUGGGACAUGAAUGCAGCAUGAGAUGCUAGGAUCCUUAGGGUGUGUAUCAAUGCCUUUCAUUUUGCCCACAAAACGUUUUGUCUUUUUUUCAUUGUUGUCAACCACCAAAUGAGUGCUAACAUUAGCUUAACACAAACCACGAACUUUACGCUUCUUAUUAGUUGAUAGUAACGUUUUUAAUUCAUGAAAACUACUUCCCUGAAAUGUCAAAGAAUGCACUAAUCUUCCUUCACAUUUGUAAAAAAUAAAAUUCACGGGCACUUCUGUUAAAACGAGAGGCAAAAGUGAGUGCUCAGCAAAAGCAGUGGGCAAAAAGCUUCACUCUCAUUGAAAAAAGUUAGAAAAAGCUGCUAAAAUGUGCUCUGUCUAACCGGGACCUAAACAAUCAAUAUAGAGACGUUAGCUGUCCGCUAGCGAACUAGCAUACAGUUCUGUCAGUCACUCCCCUCCAGACUGCUCUCUACUCUUGUUUUCGUAUUUUCAUGAAUUGGAGCCAUAAAGCCUCGGAAUAGCCACAAGGUUUUGCUCGAGCGUCAGCAUGGACACAUCUUUGGCUCAACUCAUCUUUAAUUCAUUUGUGCAUUAAGUUUAUGUGCAAUCACAGCAUUUUCUUGGUGUUUAGUCUGAAACCACCUUUACAGAAGGAUCUACACCUCUGUCCCUCCCUCUAGUUUUUAUAAAUGCAGUUAGUGAGUAGAUCAUUACAGAUGAAAAAAGACAGCGUUAGGGCCGCAUAGAACACUUGAAUUAAAUGACCAGAUUUACAGCAUGAAAAUAUAUACAUCAAAUUCACGGCCACCUUUGAAAUGAAACGUAUCAACUAGUUUUUUUGCAGAAGAAGAAAGAAAAAAGAAAACUGUUUGAGUAACAGAACUUUUUAGAAACUAAUGUAAGCUCAGUAUUCCACUUGUCCCACAACCAUAUUCGUCACGUCAUUGUUCUGUAAGCCGACUGAUGGACUGACCGUGUUUCUUUAUUUUGUACUAGAUGUUCACAUGCUGUUCACAGCAUCAUUUUGGUACUCGUGCUGUAGUUACCUGCUACUCAACAGCACUAUUGAAACCUCCACUGCUAAAUUCGAAAAAUCUUUACUGCAGUUAGCGACUGAAGUUCACAUUGUAUUUCAAAUAUUUAUUUUAUAUUUCUAUUUAUUACAUUAUGUGAAUAGUAUUAAUAUUAGUACUUAAUUUAAUAAUUGUUGUAUACACACUUUUGACCAACUCAUUUUGUUGAUUCACGCCAGAAUUAAAGAUGUCUCCAGAAUCUGUCAUUGUUCAUCACGAGAGGCAUUAAACACAAUAUUUUCCAGAUAUUUGUGAUAUUUGUAGCAGCUGGCUUUUCUGCUGUAAACAAAACAACAACAUACUUGUCAUGUUUAUCUGUCCAUUGUGCUGCUCUUCUCGUACUCAUGUCGUAUUACAGUUACUCUGUGUUGUUAUUCAGAUUCAUGUAACAUAACCUUUCCGCCUCACAGAAAAUUAAUAUUGUUGCUUAUUAUUCAUUUGACAUAUAUUCUGUACAUGUAGGUCCUGAAAAAAACCUCUUAUAUUUGUAAAUAUUUCAAAGUCGAUUCCCCCAGAAAAAUGCUUUAUCAGAGGAGACAAAAAGUCACAAUUCUGUAUCCACCAAGCAACAUGUGACGGGUGCAACUUUAGUCUGUCGUGCACCUUUGUAAUGUAGCUUUGUCUAACAUUUGCACUCUGAAAAAAUAACGAGAAUCAUCCUUCACUCUAUGUUUGCCAAAGCCCUUUGCUUUGGCAUUGUGAUACGUGGUCACUUGUUUGAUGAUAGUUUGGAUUCUAUAUUGUGAAAGAGGAACAAGUUAGAUGCUCUAUGAUGUAAAUAAGACGUAAGUGCGCCUGCAAUAUUCUGUUUGUAGCAUUGUUGCACACAGACUGCUAGUAGGCCUAAAAGAACAUGCAUUCACAGAGGUAUUGGAACAAACUCCUCUCCUUUUACCUGCAUAGACUCCUUCACCUAACAUGCCUAUUGUUGCAUAGCUAGUCUCAUUUCAUGGGCCUCCUUAAGGGACCAAUUCAUACUUUCGGGGCAUGCAGCUCAAAAUUUGUAACUGUACGGCGACGGUGCAUGAUCGAGUUUCGUUCCAGACUCCGGUCCAUUUGGUGGCGUAUGCUCAUCUAGCUGGUUUGCCAAGAAGAAGAAGAUAACAAAGAGGAUGCUUUAGAAGAGAGGUUGUGCAAAGAGAUUGAAUAAUUUGUCUAUAAAGGAACACAAAGACAGUCAAAUGGCGUUACAGCUACCAAAUGGAAUGGAGUGUGGACCGGGAAAUGCGCAUGCUUGGAACGCCAGACCGAUGCAGGCCCUCAAUUGUAGUGGAACCGUGUGCGGGUCGAGUCUGCUCCUCCUCUACAAAUGAGACUGUCGAGUACAGAACAGUUGCAAGACAUUAUGAUAUGUUAUCAGAAAAAGGGUAGAAGUGUUAAAUACUGUGAUAAAUUCGGGUAAGUUCACUAGUUGACACCUGACAGUGAAGCAGGUUAAAAGGGCAAAUAACUUAGUAUAAAUCUGUAAUGCCAACAGUCUGCAAACCAGAACAAACAGUGGAUUUUACUCCCAACAGUCACUAUUCACAUCCUGCUUUACAUUAGUCAGCUUUAUCUGACAUAAUUACAAGUUGAAAAGGAUUGCCUAAAUGUACAAUUAAACAUGUGACUGGCCCACAAUGGAUUGACCAAAUUUGAGAAAAGGAAGGCUUUAAUUCCUUGCUCAUUUGGAGGAGUCUUCUAAUUAGGACAGACCUCGCUGAUCUGUUAUAAUAUUUUCAAUUUGCAGACUUCGAAGGAGGAGGCCCCUAAAAUCAAACACAACAUAUAAACAAUUUUGAAAAGAGUCCUGACCUGGUAUUUCUCACCCCUUUUUAAAACAAAAACACGACCUCUCCGUCAGUAAUCCCCUCUUCCAAAAACUCAUGUUCCCUUCUGUGUCGUUGCAGAAACUCAAAGCAAUAUCCUCUGAGUUUUAAUCAGCUGGGUGUUUUCUCAGAUGCCAUCGUAUGUUGGUGUGACCACAGCGGGUUGUUAGUUUGAGGCACCGAGCACAGACAUUUUGACAAAACAGAAAGAAAAAGCACUGAGGGAUCAAACAUGGAACAUAUAGGUCCGAACUCUCUCACCGGACUUGUUUUCUUCCAGAUCUGGAAACCUGCACCCCCUUUUCCGACAUGGCCUGCCCCCCUCAAGUGGAUCACAGUGGUGAAAUAUUGUAAACUGGCUAUAUAACAAAGAAAAGAGAAUUAUGCAUAUUUGCUCAUGAACAGUGCUUUUUUUCUUGUCCUUUUAUUCAUGCAAGCCGACUCUCUUUCUACUGUUACUGACCUUUAAUGGGGGAAAAGAAGAUGUCAAUGUGCAGCUUUGUGUUUUUCUUCAUUUCAAAAUGCUGCAAUGUGUAGAAUUUUACUGAUGCACACACGAGAUUUGCAAAUGGAUUUCUUUUUAACGAUUGAUCACAGGCUUUUUUUAUAUGAAUUAUCAUGUUAGCGUCUUCUUGUUUUUACCAUAUGUAUCAGAGCAGCUCGUCAAAGUCUCGCUUCAACACGCAAAAUAACAGCUUUUGUAAGGUACAUACUCAACAGAAAAUGGCAUAAAUAUAUUCACCAUGUAUGCGUGUAUGAUGAGAUGUUGCAACUUCUGCUAGCGACGCCUUCUUUAUAGUAAAGCUAUCUCCUUUUCUCUACCUCCCGACUGCUGGUCUCUCUGUUCAUAUCGGAGCUUUUGUCAUAUUGUCGAAACAUUUUGCUGUAGCUUUAAAGAACCUAAACAAGAAAAGAAAAAAAACACAAAGAACAGAUUUUGGUUUGUCUGACCUUUUGCAUUGUGGAAAAGCUGUAGAAAUACUAGGCCCCUCAGGUAAUGUCAUGCAGUCUUUAGCAGCUAUUGAAGUCAUCAUUUGACAAUUGUGAUUCUCAGACCUGAAUAAGUUAUGUGUUGAUUGUUUCAUCACAGAUACACCUGACUGUCUUCAGAUGCCAGAUUGAGCUCAUUAUCAGCCAGCCAUCACUGUCUUGCCGUCUAGCAACCACUGCCAUUUCCAAAUGCUGACGCCAUUGCUAAAUUGCCUUGAAGUAGUAUUAUUCAUCCACCAUGGUAGGGGCAGGGGGCAGGCGGGGUAAAACCCUUGACAGGUCCAUUGCGAUGUCCGACCUACUGUGUGGGCUAUUUAGACUUUCCAGUGUUCAGAAGAAACUAGAGCACCUGAAAGAAACUC